Molecule: messenger RNA, 3455 nt
Organism: Bactrocera tryoni
Lineage: Eukaryota; Metazoa; Arthropoda; Insecta; Diptera; Tephritidae
Gene: rib
Product: zinc finger CCCH domain-containing protein 13
Exons: 2
Coding region: 399-2900 (833 amino acids)
Biological process (GO): regulation of transcription by RNA polymerase II
Cellular component (GO): nucleus
Molecular function (GO): protein binding; DNA binding
Source: RefSeq, a predicted model, not a curated record
GACAAUUGUAAGGCUUUAAGCUGGCUCUCAAAAUACGCAAGAAUCUCACCUACAACUCAUCCACAUCCUCAUCAUCCACCCCAACCAACAUCAUCGAUCACGCAUCCACAUCCGCUAACGAUCCUGAAAUCUCAUUAUCAUCCUUGUCAUCUGCCCUCUUACCGGCAUCAUUGCUGAGUACGACAUUUCAGAAUCUCAUACCAUACGCCAUUGCAGGCAUAGCGCCGGGACCGCAUAAUCUGUUGGCACCGCCGCCGCCGCCCUUGCCGGCAUCCUCGUCAUUGUCGUCUCUGCCAACGGCGUCUGCGACAUCGAGCUGCGGCCCCAACAACGGUUCUAACAGUGCCGAUUCUAGCCCACAGACAAGCGCUAACAGCGCAAUUUCAGCACACGCAGCCAUGGGUGGUCCACAUCCGCCAUUACCGCCGACCAUUGAGGGUCAAACAUAUUGUUUACGUUGGAAUAAUCACAAAUCGAAUCUAGUGGAGAUUCUUGAUGCGCUAAUUAAGGUCGAGAGCUAUGUUGACUGCACAAUUGUUGUCGACGAUCAAGUGCAAUUCAAAGCGCAUCGCGUGGUGCUCGCCGCCAACUCGCCAUAUUUCCAGGCCAUACUGCAGGACGUACCCAUGGAUCAUUGCAGCAUUAUAUUUCCCGGCGUUAAAGCAUUUGAAAUGCGUGCACUGCUGGAUUAUAUGUACACAGGUGAGGUGAAUGUUACGCAAAGUCAGAUACCCACAAUAAUGCGUAUUGCCGAGGAGCUCGAGGUGAAAGGACUUUUCGAUAUGGCCGAUCUGAAGGAGAAAUUCAACAAACUAAGCGAAGAGCAUGCGGAUCGUGCCAGUCACGGUUAUCCGUAUGCCGCUGCUAGUACCUCUGGUCUAACAGCACCAUAUGCCAUGGCUACGAGUUCAUCCUCGGCACAAGGCCUACCCAGCGGUGUACACAAUGGCAAGGAGCAUCAUGGCGCCGAUUUUCCAAUGCCUUCACAACACAAUUCCUCAUCCGUGAUCUCAACAUCAUCGCACAUAUCACCAUCAGCUGCCGCUUCGAGUACAUCUUCGCCACCAUAUACUAACUAUAAAUCGCCAUAUACCAAUAUGUAUUCCAAAUCGCCUGGUCCCUCAAAUGGUCCUGGUUCUGCUGGGAAUGGAUCUAGUUUAGGACAAACGAAAUCGGCCAAUACACCACAGACACCAACACACUCACAAACUCAACCGCCGAAUGCAGAUCACGCACAAUGGCCGUUAUCGCCUUCGGCAGCGGUCGGCAUGUUGGGCUCCGUCUAUGACUCUGUGCCAGACAAUCCACUAAAGCGUAAAAAACUGUCGUCCAUGACUUCAAUGUUAAUGAACCGCGAUACACCCAUUCUACGUAACGUCUUGGCACAAGCCAAUCCCGCCGACUCAUCUCAGCCGAUAUCAUUCUCUAUGCCCGCCGCCAGCAAGUCCGACAGCAAAUCGAAUGCCGAUAAAAACUCGCCACAUGCCGGUUCAAUGGGUGCACACAACAACAGCCAUGGUCAGCACUUCAACGGUGGCGCCGACUAUAGUAGCGAUAAGAAAUAUCACGACGAACCACAUUCGCCUUACACAGAUCGUUCGUUUGAUGACGACGCCUACGAUGCCAAGGGCAAUUAUGGUGGCGGCUUCAGUUCCAACUCGAAUCAGAAACCCGAAUGGAAACGCUAUAAACAAUACACACGCAGUGACAUUAUGUCCGCCAUACAGUGUGUACGGGAAGGUAUGAGCGCACUACAAGCCUCACGAAAGUUUGGUGUACCAUCGCGUACACUCUAUGACAAAGUCAAGAAGCUGGGCAUAACCACAGGUCGGCCAAUGAAUCGCACCAUGAAACGUAGUCCGAGUAAUGUGGAUUCGACCGCUGCUUUCUCCUACCCACACGCUUAUGGCGCCGAACCCUUAAUGUCAACGAUGCAUGAAGGACGCAAUGACGAGCGCGAGCCCAAAGACCACCAUCGCGCCGAACAUCACCACAUGCCACCACAACUGCCGCAUUCGCUCUUAGAUCAUGCGUUGCUACAACAGGCGUUGGAGAGCCGUGGAGGCGAUAUUGCCGGACGUGGCGCACUGUUGUUAGCAGCAGCCGCACAUGCCGCUGCGAACCGCAUCUCAACCAGCCCGGGUCCGAACGGUUCGAACGCCAUGCGUUCACCGAGUCCACCGAAUUAUGGCCGCAAGUACGGUCGUGGCAGUGAGCAAGACUUUUCUAUGGAGCGGGACGGACGUAGACGUGAACGCGGCAGAGACCGCGAAAUGGACAGCAGUCGAGAAAAUGAACGUCGCAUGCUGGAGCAUGAGUUAGAUCGCGAGCAUGAGCGCGAACUGGUAAGUGAAAGCGAUCGCGAACAUGAGUAUGAACGUGAACAGCGCGAAGAACGCGAAUGUGAAAGGAAACGUGCGCGCGAAUACGAACGCGAACAUGAACGCGACAUGGAACGUGAACACGCACGCGGACGUAAGCGUGCCAGCCGACGACGCUCUCACGACGAUGAGGAGACCACCGGCCAGGUUGAAGAUCUAUCUGUAACGCGCCGCAAUUGCAUGUCACCAGCGCCAACAGAAUCGCCACACAGACGCACACGUUCACCAUCCUACUCACCACCACCACUACCACCACCAACAACAGCACAAGCACCACCAACAGCGCUCGAAUGCGGUACUGGCGUUAUAAAACUGGCAACCGCAGCUGCCGUUGCAGUAGCCGCGUCAACAGCCGACGAUAGUCGUUGUUCGAGUCGCAGUAGUAACGGUUUAACGAUGGCUGAUAAUAUUAGCAACGAUGAAUACAACAACGAAACGAGCGCCAACCUAGAGGCAGCAACAACAAUGACCGCGAUAAAACGUGAAAUCAUUAGCAGCGACGACGUACGCACCGACUGAUUAAUGCUCUCCAUGGCGUGGCACUACGCAACCGAUACCUGUUAUGAAUCGUUGUUCUGGAGCCGUUGACUGCUAUCCGUUAUGCGUGCCAUUCUCCGCUUACCGCGAACAUAACUUUUGUAAGGAAUUUACGGUGAAAUAGGCGUCUGAAAAUGAGGGCAGUCUAAAGAAGCUUUAAUUGAGUUCCCUAAUGUUGAAUUUUUUGAGUGUUAGUGGCUGCGAAAAAGGGUCGCCUACUAAAAACCGACUACCGGUGUCGGACUUCUCAGUGAACUCAGUGAAUAUGUAUUAAAUAUUACUUGUUAUUGGUGUAAAUUCUUUAAAUAUGGCAAUGCGCACUAAUUGUAUACAACAUUAAUAUUGGUUAAUUAAAAAAAAAGAAUAAUAUGCAAAAUAUUAUAAUUCCUUGAAAAGCGCUUCGUUUGCUGCAAAAAAGUAGGGGCACUAAUCCCCACGGCCACAAACAAAAAAAACAACAGUUUGUGCGAGAAAAGUCCACGUGUAAACGCAGUCUAAGGCGGCAAGCGCAACAAGCGGAAGUUACUGUUGUCGGAA